ACUAUUUGCAUUGUUAAUAAGUAACCGUGCGGCCCGGUCAGAAGGUCCACAACCGCGUGCCAGUCGACUCGUCGGAACAAUUGUAAUAAUGAAUAUCGACGCACUCACUACAAAACUCCAUCGAAACUAGUCGUGUUACAAAAAAUUAAUACAACCUUGAUAUUGAAAACUUUUUUAUAUAAGUGACUUGUGAUAUUACUAUGGCGUACAAACGGUUCAAUGUGUAUAAGACGAUGAUGGUCUCCUCGCUGGUGAUAUGGUUGGCGCUGAGGUACCAGCAGCUACCCAUCCAGAAGGAAACAAAGUUGUCCCUCGGAUACCCGCAGAAAUCCUUAAUGAACUUCACGGAAUUGGCAAAUGCGUACGGGUACGAGUCAGAAGAGCAUAUAGUGGAGACUGAGGAUGGAUACCUGCUUACGGUGUUUCGUAUGAGAGCUCCAGGGAAGGAGAGAGGCACGCCGACUUUGCUUAUGCAUGGAUUAUUACAGAGUGCUGACUCAUUCGCAGACGCGGGGCCAGCUGCUGGUCUCGCUUACCUCCUGGCGGACGCGGGCCAUGAUCUCUGGCUUGGUAAUGUACGAGGGAACUACUACUCCCGAGCCCACACCCGCCUGCAGCCAGAAGAUACUGCUUUUUGGAACUUCUGCGUCGACGAAAUUGGACGUUAUGACGUGCCCGCUAUGGUCGACUAUGUUCUGCAGCAGACUGCCACCAGUAAGCUCAACUACAUCGGCUACUCGCAAGGAGCUGGUGCCUACAUCAUCAUGUGUUCCGAAAGGCCGGACUAUUGCAAUAAGGCCCAAGUAAUGAUCGGCCUAGCGCCUGCUGCGAGACAGUUAAACACCAGUUCUCGGUUAUACAAACUAUUAACAACGACUUUAAUGAAAAUGGAAUGGUUUUUAACCUCAACUGGUGUCGUGGAAUUGUUCUCAAAAGGCUCUCUAAGCCAGGAGUUUGUAGCAUUCUUCUGCCAGCUAAAUCAUAUAACUGACAAAUUGUGCGCGACCGGAAUGAACAUGUUUGACUCUGUCGAUUCUCUACAUCCAGGGUCUGUGACGAAUGAGACGACAAGGACACUAUUUGGCCAUUUUCCUGCUGGAACUUCGUUGCACAACAUGGCGUGGUACGGGCAAGUGAUGAACACUGACAGAUAUGGAAAAUUCGACUAUGGAAAAGAGCGGAAUCUUGCACUGUAUGGUACUGCCUUCCCUCCGGACUACAAUCUGACUGCAGUUACUGUUCCAGUGGUCGCUAUUUACGGCAGGAACGACGGCCUAGUGGACACAAAAGACGUAGAGUGGUUGCUGGCCAGGCUGCCGAAUGUUCUAGAAGCAGUGGUGGUGAAGGACCCUCGGUGGAACCACCUAGACGUGACCUAUAGCCAGUACACCGGCGAGAUGAUAUUUCCGAAGAUUAAUGAAUAUUUACUUAAAUAUAGUUCUUCUUAGGAAUGUGGUUUCAUUACUAAAAUAUUAUGGUUAAAAAUAUAAGGUGUUGUGACUUGUGUGACUUAUGUGACUUAUGUGGAGCUCCAGGCAGUAUAAUUGCUUUGUUACUGUUUA
Molecule: messenger RNA, 1562 nt
Organism: Manduca sexta (tobacco hornworm)
Lineage: Eukaryota; Metazoa; Arthropoda; Insecta; Lepidoptera; Sphingidae
Product: lipase 1-like
Exons: 1
Coding region: 201-1448 (415 amino acids)
Biological process (GO): lipid metabolic process
Molecular function (GO): hydrolase activity, acting on ester bonds
Source: RefSeq, a predicted model, not a curated record